Lasiosphaeria miniovina is the source of this 2713-nucleotide messenger RNA. RefSeq names its product actin-like ATPase domain-containing protein. The record is from RefSeq and is a predicted model, not a curated record. The transcript is spliced from 4 exons. Gene Ontology annotation, biological process: regulation of DNA-templated transcription. Gene Ontology annotation, cellular component: cytoplasm; Ino80 complex. The coding region runs from base 274 to 2571 and encodes 765 amino acids. Lineage: Eukaryota; Fungi; Ascomycota; Sordariomycetes; Sordariales; Lasiosphaeriaceae.
GCCAAUGCCUGCCAACUCACCGCAUUGUUGUACUGUGUAUCCGUACUGUGCAAUACCGUGAAGUACAGUAAGGUAUUCCGUGCCUUGGGGAUUACAGCGCAACAUCAUCGACAGAAACCCUCGCCUCGCCAACCAACACAACCUUACGCAGAUGCAAUUCGAGGCCGGGCACAUCACGCCAGACCUGCAGCGCAACACCUGGACCGGAAUGCAACCUUUAACAAUGCUCCAGUUCUAACACGAAGCACACGCGACUCGGAUCCAACCCCAACCAUGGCGCCUUCAGCUCUCGAUGACAUUAACAUGGCGGGUCGUCGCGACGCAUGGAAGACGCUCCCUUCCCCAAAACUCCAUCCCGUCAGGGAAGCAAAGUUUGAGAAGUACUUGACUCCUCAAAUAGAUGGCCACGAGCGCGCCCUUGCCCAGCCAGAGGGGCAGGCCGCCAUCGUCAUCGACAAUGGCUCUUCAACUGUCCGCGCAGGCUGGUCCUUCGAGUCGAAACCCCGACUCCAGAUCCCUCCCAUCAUGGCCAAGUACCGCGACCGCAAGCUCGGCAGGACUUUCUCCUUCGCUGGCCAAGACUGCUACGCCGACACCACGGCGCGCGGCCACAUCCGCAACGCCUUCGAGGUUGGCACUGGCAUCGUGAGCAACUGGGAUGUUACAGAACAUGUCUUGGAUCACGUCUUCAUAAAGCUCGGUAUGAACGGUGUCGACGGUGCUAUUGACAUGCCCAUCGUCAUGACCGAGGCCGUUGCCAACCUCGCCUACACGAGAAAAUCAAUGACGGAGAUCAUCUUCGAGUGCUACGGCGCCCCCGCCCUCGUCUAUGGGAUAGACUCGCUGUUCUCCUACCGCCACAACAAAGGCAAGACGGGCCUGGUUGUUUCCUCGUCGUACAGCGCCACACACAUGAUCCCCGUCUACAAUUCAAAGCCAAUGCUGGCCCAGGCCAUAAGACUGAAUUGGGGUGGGUGGCACGCAGCCGAGUACCUGUUAAAAUUGAUCAAGCUCAAGUACCUCGGCGGCUUCCCUGGCAAGUUGAAUGCGUCACAGGCCGAGGCCAUGGUUCGAGAUUUCUGCUAUGUCUCAAAGGACUACGACAAUGAGCUCGCGCACUACCUUGACUGGACAGGACUUGAGGAGAGGGAACGCAUCGUCCAGUACCCGUACACGGAAGAGGUCAUUGUUCAAAAGACAGAGGAGGAGUUGGCGCGGAUUACCGAGAGAAAGAAGGAGAGCGGCCGAAGACUACAAGAACAGGCCGCCAAGAUGCGCCUCGAGAGAUUGCUGAAGAAGGAACAGGAGCUCGAGUACUAUAAGGACGUGCAGCGCAAACUCGUAGACCAAAACAAGAAAGAGACGAAGCGCCUGUUAGACGACGCCGAGGUUAAGGACGAGGCUGCGCUAGACCGCAUGGUCAAGGAUCUCGAGCGGACCAUCAAGAAGGCGCGGACGAAGGACCUAGGAGGCGAGCAAGAGGAGGAGCAAGAAGCCCCCGACUUCAGCCUCCUCGAUGUGCCCGACGACCAGCUCGACGAAGCUGGUAUCAAGCAGAAGCGCCAGCAGCGCCUGAUGAAAUCAAACCACGAUGCACGGGCGCGGGCAAAGGCCGAGAAGGAGGCCGAAAAGGCCAGGAUAGCAGAAGAGGCCAGGCUUGACGAGGAGCGGAGAACCAACGAUCUCGAAGGCUGGCUGGAGGACAAGCGCCAGGCGCGUCUGGCCAAGCUCGCCCUGAUAAAGGAGCGCGACCGGCUCAAGGCAGACUUGGGCAACCGCAAGUCACUGGCCAGCCAGAUUCGCAUGAAGAACAUCGCGAAUCUGGCUUCUGACACGCCGACAGGCGGCGCAGGAGGCCGCAAGCGCCGCCGUGGAGGCGACGACGACGACUUUGGCGCCGACGACAACGACUGGGGCGUCUACCGCAGCGUGGCUAUGGGAGCCAACAAGGGUGAUAGCGACGACGAGGAGGAGGGCGAGGAGGAUCUCGAGGCGUCCGUCAAGGCGCUCGAGCAGGACCUGCUAGAGUACGACAAGGACUUUACGUACGAGAACACGCUCGAGGCGCAAAAGGACUGGACCAAGUCGCUGCUGCACGCGUUCCGGUACGGGCCGCGGCCGUUCGACGCGGGCUCGUCGGCCGAGGCGCACCGCCUGCACCUCAACGUCGAGCGCAUCCGCGUGCCCGAGGUCCUGUUCCAGCCCAGCGCCAUCGCCGGCAUCGACCAGGCCGGCAUCGUCGAGAUGGCCAGCGACAUCCUGACGCAGCGCCUGCCCGGCAUCACGGGAAUCGACCAGAACGACUUUCUGCGCGACGUCUUCCUGACGGGCGGCAACACCCUGUUCCAGAACUUCGACGAACGUCUGCGCACCGCCCUCACCCCGCUGCUGCCCGCCGGCGCCCCGCUCACCAUCCGCCGCGCUCAGGACGCCGUCCUCGACGCCUGGAAGGGCGCCGCCGGCUGGGCCACCACCCCGGACGCCAAGCGGGCCUUUGUUACCAAAGAAGAGUACCAAGAGAAAGGCGCCGAGUAUAUCAAGGAGCAUGACAUGGGCAAUGCAUUUAGUUGAAAUAUCGUUGGCUUGGCGGCAGCGGACAGCGGCGGUGCGAUGAUAUGCGCAUGUGUGUUUUCUUAUAUCUCUAAAGACGGGCGGGGAAAAAAGGGGGCCUUUUGUUUUUAUGAACCAAAUAAAAAUACACCUAGUUUCUAAU